AUGCGGAAACAUCGUAAUUCGGCCCAUUUAAAGUGCAUAGCAGCGAUGUUCACGUGUUGGAUCCUCCCACUGAAACAUCCCGCCCAUCACUCUCUACGUAUAAAACGGCGACGAGGAAAAGAAAUGAACAAAAGGCAUUUUCGCCAUUCCGCUGCAUGGACCUGUUGUUGUAAUAUGGUAGCUGUCCUCAUCGGAAAACUAAAGUAUCCUUCACAUUUUUCCGAAAUUUCUCCGAACCUGGAUCGAGCAUUCGCACGUUUUGGCUCACCAAUUUUGACUGUAUUCUCGUGUGAUUGGAUUUCAACAUCUGUCAUCUGCUUUGGUGUUUGUGAACUGACUAUCCGUGUCGCCUGUGCAUAUUCGGCUAAAUAG
Molecule: messenger RNA, 372 nt
Organism: Ostertagia ostertagi
Lineage: Eukaryota; Metazoa; Nematoda; Chromadorea; Rhabditida; Trichostrongylidae
Source: the annotation of a GenBank genome assembly